Molecule: messenger RNA, 1673 nt
Organism: Rubroshorea leprosula
Lineage: Eukaryota; Viridiplantae; Streptophyta; Magnoliopsida; Malvales; Dipterocarpaceae
Source: the annotation of a GenBank genome assembly
CUUAAUAUCUUAACCGAUCCUUUCAUACUUUGUGGCACUUGCGCCUGUGACUUCCGCCUCCGGCCCUAUGGCUUCACCGUCCAAGCAGCUUCAUUUCGUGUUAAUCCCACUCAUGGCGCAAGGUCACAUGAUUCCAAUGAUAGAUAUGGCAAGGCUUCUAGCGGAGCGUGGCGUUGUUGUGAGCCUCAUAACCACUCCUCACAACGCGUCAAGGUUUGAGACAGUUAUUUGUCGGUCAACCGAAUCCGGGCUUCCAAUCCAGUUGUUGCAAAUUCCUUUUCCUUCCCUGGAAGUUGGACUUCCUAUUGGCUGCGAGAAUCUUGACACUUUGUCCUCUCGAAAUCUCUUAAGAAGAUUCUAUACUGCACUCGAGAUGCUACAAGAACCGCUAGAACGGCUUCUUGAACAGCAGAAGCCUGCUCCAAGCUGCAUAAUAUCCGACAAGUGUCUCUCAUGGACGUCCAAGACCGCCGAAAAGUUCAACGUCCCGAGGAUUGUGUUCCACGGGAUGGGUUGUUUCUCAUUGCUGUGCUCUCACAAUGUCAAGCUUCAUAACACUCACCUCACAGUCGCUUCAGACUCGGAACCUUUUCAGGUUCCAGGAAUACCGUUCAAAGUGGAGUUUACCAGGGCACAGCUUCCGGGAGCAUUUGUGAAAUUGCCUGAUCUAGAUGAUGUCCGGGACAAGAUGAAAGAGGCGGAAAUGAGUUCUUUUGGAGUUGUCGUAAACAGCUUCAAGGAACUGGAGCAUGGUUGCAUGGAGGAAUACGAGAAGGCUCUUAAAAAGAAGAUCUGGUGCGUUGGACCAGUUUCUUUAUGCAACAAAAAGGGGCUUGAUAAAUUUGAAAGGGGAAACAAGGCCUCAAUUAACGAGAAACAAUGCUUGGAAUGGCUCGACUCGAUGAAACCCAGGUCAGUCACCUACGCUUCCCUCGGCAGCCUGUGUCGUCUGGUGCCAUCCCAGUUGAUAGAACUAGGGUUGGCUCUAGAAGCUUCCAAACAACCAUUCAUCUGGGCUGUCAAAACCAAUGAUGAAUUAGAGAAGUGGUUUUCGGAACACAAUUUCGCGGAGAGGAUCAAAGGUAGGGGACUUUUGAUCAAGGGUUGGGCACCGCAGGUUCUGAUCUUGUCCCACCCUGCAAUAGGAGCGUUUUUGACACACUGUGGCUGGAACUCCACCAUAGAGGCGGUUUGCGCAGGCGUGCCAAUGAUAACGUGGCCACUCUUUGCUGAACAAUUUUUCAACGAGAAGCUUAUAGUUGAAAUUUUGAAUAUUGGAGUUCGGGUCGGCGUGGAAGUGCCAGUUAGGUGGGGUGAUGAAGAGAAAGUCGGGGUGUUGGUGAACAAAGAUGUAAUUGUUGAAGCGAUAGGUUUGGUGGUCAACAGAGGAGAGGAAGGGGAGGCGAGAAGGAUAAGGGCGAAUGAACUUGCGGAAAAGGCGAAGAAGGCGAUGGGGGAAGGAGGAAUAUCCUAUUUGAACAUGUCUGGGCUAAUCCAAGAUAUCUUGGAGCAAGUCAACCGCUCAUUCAUCAAAGGGUAAUGUUAAAAUGUUCCGCGGAUAGAAAGAUACAUUGCCAUAGAUAGUAGUAAUUAUGCUGGGACCAUGUUCCUUAGGAAGUGAGCUGAAGUAGUAGCUUCUGAUGUACCAAAAAAAAUAAACAGUAGUAACACUA